AUGUCGGCCAUCUACGAGAACUUACGGCAGCUGAUUACUGUUGUAGAUGAACUGCGGGAUGUUGGCCUGCAGCACUACAUCAGUCUGCCGCGCAUUGCUGCAAUUGGCACGCAAAGCAGUGGCAAAAGCUCUUUGAUCGAGUCGAUCGUCGGCUUGGACUUCCUUCCCCGGGGCGGCGGAGUCGUGACGCGUCGCCCCUUGGAGUUGCGCCUCGUGCACCUGAACACCCAGGAGUAUGCUGAAAAUGAGGCAUGGGCAGUUUUCGACAAGGUCGGCGACAAGAAGUUCACGAACUUCAAUGACGUCAGGGAUGAGAUUGAGCGACAAACUGACCAAGUGGCUGGAUCUAACAAGGGCAUCGUGAAUGAUCCCAUCAUUUUGACGAUCUAUGCUACUGGAGCCCCAGAUCUUACUCUCAUUGACCUGCCGGGCAUCACGCGUGUGCCAGUGAAAGGCAGUGAUCAGAAGGAUGAUGUGGAGAAGGUGACCCGGGACAUGACUCUCCACUACAUCAAUGAUCCUCGCACCAUCGUCUUGGCAGUUUUGCCCGCCAAUCAGGACAUGUCUGUUUCGGACUCCCUGCAACUUGCACGUCAGGUUGACCCACAAGGUUUGCGAAGCUCAGCUGAAGAGUGA
Molecule: messenger RNA, 636 nt
Organism: Durusdinium trenchii
Lineage: Eukaryota; Dinophyceae; Suessiales; Symbiodiniaceae
Source: the annotation of a GenBank genome assembly